AUGUCCGGCGCCAUGGCAUUCGCCCUCCGCGCCCGCCCGCUCUCUGCGACGCCGAUUCGAGCUUUUCGACCCAUGAGUUUCUCAACAACAGCAGUUGCGCGCACCGCCGAAAUUCGAGAUGUGUCGAUGCUACCUCGAAGGGUCGUGCCGAACUACCGCGAUCCCCCGAACUCAACUUCCGGCUUGUUGUCAUUGCACUGGCCCAGGCCACCGCGCAACAUCCUCCUGAUGCCGAAGCUACGAUCUCCUCAAGUCCUCCGGGCGACGAUCGACUUCGCGAAGCACUUGAACAGUACUUACACAGGCCUGAACCUGAUAUUCGAACCCCGAGUUACGCAGAUGGUUCACGAGUCCUUUGACUUCCCCAUCUACACUUGCGACCCCUCAAGCUUCCCCGACAAGAUCGACAUGAUUACGACGCUGGGCGGGGAUGGCACUAUUCUGCGCGCGGCAAGCCAUUUCAGCAUGUACUCAUCCGUGCCACCGAUCCUCGCCUUCAACUUCGGUACGAUCGGGUUUCUAGCGGAGUGGAAGUUCGAGGAAUACAAGAGGGCGUGGAGGGAGGCGUACAUGAGUGGCAGCGGGGUCGCGACCGAGGACCUCUUGACGCCGCACACAAGGGUAGCGAGCGGGGAGAUGGAGCAUGAGCCUAAGAACGGAGAGAACGGAUGGCAUCACUCUCCUGGGAAGAGCAUGGGACCGAGUCGGGCAGCGAAGAUUCUUCUCAGACACCGAUUGAGGGUCGGCGUUUUUGAUACCAAUGGCCAGAAUAUCAACAGCCAGCUGCUGCCGACAACCAAGUCGCAGGCGCAUCUUCCUGCGACCCCACCCGAGGACACAAUCUUAACGAAGAGAGACAUUCCUCAACCCAUUCACGCUCUCAACGAACUCCUCAUUCACCGUGGCCCUAAGCCUCAUCUAGCCCACAUCGACAUUUACCUGAACAACCGGUUCCUGACGGAAGCCGUGGCGGACGGCAUACUCCUCAGCACACCCACCGGCUCGACUGCUUACAGUCUCAGCGCCGGCGGCUCCAUCAUUCACCCCCUCGUCAAAUCCCUCCUAAUCACACCCAUCUGCCCACGAAGUCUCAGCUUCCGCCCGCUCGUCCUGCCUCUCAACACCAAGGUGACGCUGAAAGUGAGCAGCAAGAACCGCGACGGCGAGCUCGAGGUAAGCAUCGACGGAAAGCGCAGCGCCGGCGCCCCCAUCGGCACCGAAAUCCGCGUCGAGGGCGAGAUGGUCGGCGAGUCCGGCAACGGCGACUGGAAGGGCGGCGUGCCCUGCGUCAUCUGCGGGCCGGGCAAGGGCGACGCGUCGGACUACGAUGACGACGGCUGGGUCGGUGGCCUGAACGGUCUCCUCAUGUUCAACUACCCGAUUGGGAGAGGACAGUAA
Molecule: messenger RNA, 1398 nt
Organism: Colletotrichum karsti
Lineage: Eukaryota; Fungi; Ascomycota; Sordariomycetes; Glomerellales; Glomerellaceae
Product: mitochondrial nadh kinase
Exons: 1
Coding region: 1-1398 (465 amino acids)
Biological process (GO): NAD+ metabolic process; NADP+ biosynthetic process
Molecular function (GO): NAD+ kinase activity
Source: RefSeq, a predicted model, not a curated record